Vigna unguiculata (cowpea) is the source of this 1054-nucleotide messenger RNA. RefSeq names its product transcription factor MYB41-like. NCBI's taxonomy places the organism in Eukaryota, Viridiplantae, Streptophyta, Magnoliopsida, Fabales, Fabaceae. The record is from RefSeq and is a predicted model, not a curated record.
CCCUUUUGGCUUAUUGGAACCUUCUUGCACCGUACUGCACUUUUCAUCCAUAUACUUUGAAAAUGGGAAGAGCACCUUGCUGUGACAAGAAUGGACUCAAGAAGGGUCCAUGGACACCAGAAGAAGACCUUAAACUCAUCAACUACAUUCAGAAUCAUGGACCAGGCAAUUGGAGAUCCCUACCUAAAACUGCUGGUCUACAAAGGUGUGGCAAGAGUUGCCGCCUUCGAUGGACAAAUUACCUUAGACCUGAUAUUAAGAGAGGAAGAUUCUCCUUAGAGGAAGAAGAUACGAUUAUUCAGUUGCACAGUAUCAUGGGAAACAAAUGGUCAUCUAUAGCAGCUAGGUUGCCAGGAAGAACAGACAACGAAAUAAAGAACUAUUGGAACACACACAUAAGAAAGAGGCUUCUUCGUAUGGGAAUUGAUCCAGUUACACAUGCCCCACGCCUUGACCUACUUGACAUGUCCUCUAUUUUAAGGUCAGUGUUGAACCCCUCCCUUAACAUGCAAGGCUUCUUAGGAGGAGCUCAAGUUUUGAUGAACCAAGGGUUGUUAAACCUUGCUGCUACACUCUCUCUUAUAGAGAAUCAAAAUUUGGCUUCACACAAUUAUGUACAAAACCAAGUUGCUCAACCACUGGACAUAACUCAGCUUCAAAGUGUGGCCAUGGAAAACUUUAGCUGCUCAAAUUCUCCUUCGGGUGAUGAGAACCUUGUUUUGCAACAAAACCAAGUUGAUUUGUUAGGUAAUUAUAACCAUGUUUUGGUGCAUUCCCUGAAAAAUGAAGAGCAGAAGAAGGGGUAUGACUCGGCUAUGCCUACGCCCGAGUCAAGUUCAAACCAGUUGAAUUCAUCAUCCAACUAUUUGAGAAGUGGCACGGAGGAAGAGAAGAACGAUUUUUGUAACAGUGACUUGUUCGAAUUCGAUAUUCCAGAGGGUUUAGACAUUGCUGAUAUCUUUUGUACUGUACCACAGUGUUAAUCUGUUAGAAGUUAUCUGAAGAAGUGGCUUGUGUUGCCCCUUUUGGAUGCAUUGUUGCAUGUAUAUAUACA